Messenger RNA from Cydia fagiglandana, 2807 nucleotides. Its product is annotated as multiple coagulation factor deficiency protein 2 homolog. The record is from RefSeq and is a predicted model, not a curated record. Bases 95 to 631 code for a protein of 178 amino acids. Gene Ontology annotation, molecular function: calcium ion binding. NCBI's taxonomy places the organism in Eukaryota, Metazoa, Arthropoda, Insecta, Lepidoptera, Tortricidae. The transcript is spliced from 5 exons.
AUUUUCAUUGUCGCUGUGAAGUUGACAGAUGCGUGUUGUGGAAAUUCAUUUACGAUUAUUUAAAGGCGACAAAUAAGUGUUAGAUUCAACAAUAAUGAAGAUUGAAGCAUUCAUGGUGCUGUUCCUAUCCUCGCUGGUGUCUGCGCUGCGCCGCGGUCCGCAUCAUCCCCACGGGCAGUCUCCAGUGGACCAGAAGCACCACCACUACAGACCGCCGCGUAGUGCGGAGUCUCUCACGGCAGACGCUCAACUACUUCACGAUGUACAGCACAUAGAAGAAGACUCCAAAGUACUGACUCCCGAAACGCUUGCGAAGAUGACGCCUGAAGAGCUGGAGUUCCACUACUUUUCCGCACAUGAUUUCGACAGAAACUCUAAAUUAGAUGGACUAGAACUAUUAAAGGCUGUGUAUCACACAAUAGAACACGAAGCUCACGAUCCUGACAACGAUUCCUCUAUAGAGCCUGAAGCAAACGAGCUUGAUGCCUACAUAGCGCUAGUGGACCGCACGCUGCAGUCGGACGACACAGAUGGCGACGGCUACGUGUCGUACGCGGAGUACCGAGCCGCCCGCGCCAACAAUCCCAGGGAGCGGACGCCGAGAGUGCUCGCUGCUAACUCUCCGCCUUAAUACUCAUCAUCUUCCUCGCGUUAUUCCGGCAUUACGCCACGGCUCAUGCCGGCUGGGGUCCGCUUGAAAAUAAAUCCCAAGAAUUGAUGCAGGCACUAGUAUUUACGAAAGCGAUUGCGAUCUGACCUUCCAACCCAAAGGGGAAACUAGGCCUUAUUAGGAUUAGACCGGAUUCCUCACGGUGUUUUCCUCCACCGAAAAGCGACUGGUAAAUAUCAAAUGAUUGAAAUGAUAUUUCGCACGUCACUUUCAAAAACUCAUUGGUACGAGCUAGUGAUCCAAAAGACUCCAGCCUUUUAGCUCUUUUUUUAGGGUUCCGUACCCAAAGGGUAAAACGGGACCCUAUUACUAAGACUUCGCUGUCCGUCCGUCCGUCCGUCCGUCCGUCCGUCCGUCCGUCCGUCUGUCACCAGGCUGUAUCUCACGAACCGUGAUAGCUAGACAGUUGAAAUUUUCACAGAUGAUGUAUUUCUGUUGCCGCUAUAACAAAAAAUACUAAAAACAGAAUAAAAUAAAGAACUAAAUGGGGCUCCCAUAUAACACACGUGAUUUUUGACCAAAAUUAAGCAACGUCGGGAGUGGUCAGUACUUGGAUGGGUGACCGUUUUUUUUUGUUUUUUUUUUGCAUUAUGGUACGGAACCCUUCGUGCGCGAGUCCGACUCGCACUUCCCCGGUUUUUUAGGGCUCGCCUCAUCUCUUGCCGCCUAAGACUAAAAGCCUAUUUCUAUUUAAUUAGCGUUUUAGGAGUCAAGAAAUGAGGCGAGCCCUAAAAAAGAGCUAAAAGGCUCGAGUCUUUUGGAUCACUAGUACGAGCCUUCGAACCCGCGACCUCCGGAUUGAAAGUCGCACGCUCUUACGCCACUAGCGCUUAAAGCCUUAAUACUGAUUAAUGGAAUUAUUAGACUAAACACUUGUUAAAAUCUUAGGUCAUGUUUUGAUAUUUAACAGUGACUAGUCCGUCAAACAGCGGUGCAACCCGCCUGCCCUAGGUCUAAAGUUAACUUUUACUUGGCUAAAAGUUGGUUUAAAGUUGGUGGUUGGUUGGUUGGCUAGGUACUUAUUGCAAUAAAACUUUAUUUUCUAUCAAAAGCGACUGGUAAACAUCAAAUGAUAUUUCGUACAUAAGUUUCGAAAAUCUCAUUGGUACGAGCCUUUGAACCCGCGACCUCCAGAUUGUAAGUCGCACGCUCUUACCGCUUCGCCACCAGCGCUUAAAGCCUUAACACUGAUUAUGGGAUUUAUUAGACUAAAGACCUGAUCAAAUCUAAGGUCAAGUUGAUCUUUAACAGUGACUAGUCCGUCAAACAGCGGUGCAACCCGCCUGCCCUAGGUCUAAAGUUAACUUUCACUUGGCUAACAGUUGGUUAAAAGAGGAGUAGGUACUUAUUGCAAUAAAAUAUUUUCUAUCAAUCUGAUGAAAAGUAAUAUAUUACAAGAAUCAAUCAAGAUAAAAUAAAGCGCAUUGGUUACUAAAAUCUAAAUGGAUUUAUGAGAAGGAAUUGUUAUAAUUUUACCAAUUCUAGUAUGGAAGACAUUCGAGUGAUCAUCACUGUCCUUUAGUAUAUGCCAUAUUUAAACUUAAAACAUUGUUAAAUAGAGGCUAACCCUUUACCAGGCUAAGGGAUAUAUAUUUCCCACAUAAUACGGCACUUGAAACAUGUGUUCUAUUUUAGACGAGUAAGACUGACAUUCUAUUGUCAUUUUUGAAAUGUCAGCCUUGUAAAGGGUUAAAGCAGGGUGUCAUCUAAGUACUGAGCAUUAGCAUGUCGAUAACUAGGACGUUAAAUCUUAACCGUCAACAUGUUGGUAUGACAAUAAAUUAGAUACAAUUUUAAGAACGGACUAGGUUGAGCCUAGGAAUGGUCUAAAGUUAAUUUAUAGUGUUUUUUAUUAAAUUAAUGUAGGUAAUUAUAGACAUAAGAAAGUGAUCAAGACUUGCUGAGUAUGGAAUUGUGAUCAAUGUAUGCGGUUUAAUGUCCUUGCCUGUAACAUCGUAUAGUGUCUGUGCGAAAAGAGAAGAGUCGUAGAAUGUAGAAUGUAUAAGGCUCCCCGACAUUUCACAACUCUUUUCUAUCUCUACCUCUUCUCUCUAUGUUUGAAAUAUGAUUUAAUUUUUGUCUUUUUCUCUGAAAUAUAACACGAAGAUGGUAAAUAAAAUACUUUUAUUAAAAGUUA